AUGCGUCUCGCCCUGAACCUAUCCGUCUUCUUCCUCGUUUCUGGAAUUGUAGCAGCCUCUGAGAAAAACCACUGUCACAACACGGCCGAUCCCCAUGAAGGCCUCCCCAAGAAUAUUUGCAUGUGCCCGGAUGGUCGUUGCUACAACGAUAUAGAUGGUGGAGUUUGCGAGGAUCUGAGUGAGGAGACUGUUUGUAUUACGUAA
Molecule: messenger RNA, 204 nt
Organism: Penicillium waksmanii
Lineage: Eukaryota; Fungi; Ascomycota; Eurotiomycetes; Eurotiales; Aspergillaceae
Exons: 3
Coding region: 1-204 (67 amino acids)
Source: RefSeq, a predicted model, not a curated record